This is a messenger RNA of Diversispora eburnea, 156 nucleotides long. NCBI's taxonomy places the organism in Eukaryota, Fungi, Glomeromycota, Glomeromycetes, Diversisporales, Diversisporaceae. The record is from the annotation of a GenBank genome assembly.
CCUGAUGAUAGGAUAUCAAAUGAUCAAGUUAUCAAUAAUAAAUCAACCGGAACAAUACUCAAGUUGAUAUCCCAAUUCAAAAUUUUACUAAAGAAAUCAUCAAAAUUAAAUGGAUUUCUCUCUGGUUUACCCAAUACUGAAACUACUCUUCAUUAA